ACCUCUCUCAGGUGUCUUUCCCGGGCAGCUGCACGGCGGAACGGAGAAAUGAGAAAGGGGCAGCAUGGCGGACAGGGAGAAGAGGAAAGCUACCCCGCCGUCUGGCCGCAACAUCCAGGUGAAGUCCCCGGCCAGUUUCAGGUUGACCCAUGACAUCAGCCUUGAUGAAUUUGAGGACGACGACCUCUCCGAAAUCACAGAGAUCACAGAUGAGUGUGGGAUGAGCCUCAAUUGCAAUGGCCCAGAUAUAAAGAGCCGUGUGAGACGAGGAACCAAUAGCAUGUCGGGGAAGGCGGAGCUAGGAGCAGUCGGCCAGCUUCAGGCAGAGAUGCUGCAUUUGGACCUCAUCGAUGGUGCUGACGGUUACCGCGGUGACAAAGAAUCCUCGAAGGCGUCUGCAAUUUCAACUCCGCCAGUCACCAAGGACCCUGCAGCACCUGUUACCAUGGAUACUUACCGGCCCAAGAGACCCACGACCCUUAACCUCUUCCCAAUCGUGCCACGCACACAGGACACGUUAAACAACAACUCCCUUGGUAAGAAGUACAGUUGGCAGGAGAAGGUUUCAGGCUCAUCCUCGCCCCUUAAAACAGGUGACCUCACCCCUCCACGUGAGCACAGCUGUCUAAGCGACGAGGACAAGGUGCACGGUGGGGGAGCGCAGACCAAAGACCGCGGGACCUCCACCGACGCCCCCUGCAGACACAGUCACACCUCGGGACACUCGCACAGCUCAUCUGCAGGGGCUGGGACACGGUCCAAGAUUCAGGAGAAGCCACCGGCACCACCACCACCACAGAACUAUACACCAGCUCCUCUAUAUCCUUCAGGGAAAGCGGAUGGCAGUGGGUCCCACAGGGAGAGGAUUAGAUACCACACAGAUGUUCAUAUAGAGCCAACAGAGGAGAUCUAUCUGACUCCUGUGCAACGUUCCGCAGAUCCCCUGGAACCCCCCACCGUCCAGGACCGGCCUUUCCUCUCACAGCAGACUGAGCAGGGACGCAUGUCCAUUAGCUCUGACACAGAGGGACCACCUCCUUAUCAGCCCCUCCCGGACCGGACCAACCCCUCCAUCUAUGAGGAAGACGAGAUCUAUGUCCCCCCACCGUCAUACGCUUCCUGUGUAGAGUCCCUCAUCACGCCACCUAGCAUGGCUGUGUCAGCUCACUCCUCCCAUGCACUGGACCUCAGCCUAAAGGGGACAAGUACAGGAGCUGGGGCAAUGCUCAGGGCUGGGUCAUCAGUUGAGUACGUUGAUGCCACAGAUGAAAGCUACUGUGGGGACGACGAGGAUGUGGACAGGUUAAUAAUGGAUGCAAAGAUGAGAAAGGGAGGGGUAAAGGGAGCUGCCCCACCGAGGACUUCCAUGAGCUCAGAGGCCAGCGGCCUGACAUAUGACUCAGUUAAAUAUACAUUGGUGGUGGAUGAACAUGCUCAGCUGGAGUUAGUCAGUCUCCGGCAGUGUUACCAAGGCUACAGCGAUGACAGCGACUCGGCCACCGUCUAUGACAACUGUGUCUCGUCUCCAUACGAGUCAGCCAUCGGAGAGGAGUAUGAGGAAGAGGAAGAGGAGCAUGACCCUCGUAUGGGAGGAGUGCGUCGAGAGGCCACAGCGUGCCUAUCUGAGGAUUCUACUCCAGAGGCGGACCUCCACUUCUCCAAGAAGUUCCUCAAUGUCUUCAUGAAUGGGCGCUCUCGCUCCUCCAGUGCAGAAUCCUUUGGUUUAUAUUCCUGUAUCAUAAAUGGUGAGGAGAAGGAUCAGAGCCACCGAGCAGUCUAUAGGUUUGUCCCUCGGCACGAAGAUGAGUUGGAGCUAGAGGUGGAUGACCCGCUGUUGGUGGAGGUCCAGGCAGAGGAUUACUGGUAUGAGGGCUACAAUAUGCGAACUGGUGCUCGUGGGGUCUUCCCGGCCUACUACGCUGUAGAGGUGACCAAGGACACGGAGAACUACAAAGUAAAGAGCAAUGAAUGGAUUGACAGAUACCGCCUAAAGUUUCUGGGGUCAGUUCAAGUACCCUAUCACAAAGGAAACGAUGUUUUGUGUGCAGCUAUGCAGAAGAUUGCUACUAACCGAAGGAUGACAGUCAAGUAUAACCCACCUUCCUCAUGCAUCCUGGAGAUCAGUGUGAAGGGCAUCAAGCUUUCAGUUCAAGAGGAUUAUUAUGCUUGUGACAGAAGUAACGAGUGCAGUCACUUCUUCCAGUUAAAGAACGUCUCCUUUUGUGGCUAUCACCCAAAAAACAGCAAGUAUUUUGGUUUCAUUACGAAGCACCCAGCAGACCAGAGAUUUGCCUGCCACGUAUUUGUGUCUGAAAAUUCUACCAAACCUCUUGCAGAGUCAGUAGGGAAAGCCUUCCAGCUGUACUAUAAAGAGUUUGUGGAGUUCUCAUGCCCUACAGAGGACAUCUACCUGGAAUAGCCUUGCCUUUAACCACAACCCUGUAAAGUACGCUGUAUCAUAACAUAAUGUUGCAUGAAGGACAGAUAUACAUUAAUUGGUAAAACAAAAACAAAAAAAGAGAAAAAUUAAACAUUAACACAUCUGACAAACGAACAGGUAUAGAAGGCCCAAGUUUCAGACCUGUGGUGAAAACCUUGUGCAGCAACCAGAGAUGAAAAUGAGCCAAAGGAGGGGUUUCCUGGCAAAUGAAAAUAUGCAAAAUGGCAUCAGUGAUGAGGCAAAAAUGGAAAGCACAAAUAUUUUAACUCAUCAGUUUCUGCAAUGCUUGUUAGCCUGUAGCAUCAUGUCAGCAGAGGCAAAGCUGAAAGCCCAGGAGUCAGUCUGGACCACUUUGUACGCUGGAAAAAAGAAAGAAAAAGCAGAAUUUUUGACUUGGAAGUGAACAAACAAGUGAUGUUGGUUCAUUUUGUCUUGAAAUACUGUAACCAGGGUGUGAGCACGAGAGAGGUGUUUAUUUACUAAAGACGUAACAACCUCACAAUGAAAAAGGAGUACUAAACUAAAUAAAACCCAUGUAGGAACAGUUAAUUUUAUCCUUUUAUCACACCUAAUAUGAAGGCGUAUCCACAUUUAUUAAAAAAAAAAAACAAAGAGAGAGAGAGAAAUCUCAAUGAAAAUCAGAUGCAGUGAUGUGCUCUGCAUUUUGGGGGUUCUUGCCACAUUUUUACUGCUUUUUGUUAAACCCAGACACAGAUCUGUACUGCAUAUUCAAGGUACAGUAAGCACAGUGUGAAUACACAAGAGUAGAAUAGGUUUGCUUUUCCAUUAAGCAGUUGGAGCUAACUAGUAAAGGAACAGCUGAGUAUCUAAAGUUAAUUUCAAAUAGUUUUAGUUGAAUAAAAUUAAAAGAUGGUUUCAGCUUCUCACUUUUCAGUCAGACAGGCAGAAGGUAAACUUUGCCGAUUGAUUUAUAUACUUUACAUGCUAAUGCUUAAUUAAAGUAGACUUUAAACUACUUUUCUCUUGCAUGUGUGCGGCUCAGUAUUUGGAGAUUCACACUGGUGGAGUUUUACUGGUGGAUUUUUUCACUCUCGCCACUUGUGUAAGUUUGCUCCUGGUGGAAAACUACCAAAACAAAAGAUUGACGGACAAACCAUGGAUUGAUGAUUUCACUUCCUGAUGGAGGCUAGUGUGACCAAAUGCACUGGAGUUUUAGGUUAAAGCCUAAAAUGAGGGUACAAACAUGUAAUGUAAGUUAAAUACUAAAAUCUCAUAUUCCCCCUUUCCACCAAGGUGAGCCAGGUGCUGGCUCAAGUCUUUUGUGCUAGUGGUAGUGUGCAAUUGGGCUUUCCAAAUGUUGGUCAGCUUUUUCACGAGCCUUUGUAGUUUUAACUUUACAACACAUGUAUAAGACUAUGAACACAUCAAAUGAUUAACACUUUACUCUUUGAAAUGUUACUUUGGAGUAAACAUUGAAGUUCUUUUCAUGACUGAAUGGUUUCUGUUAUUUUGUGGCAUUAGAAGUUAAUGAGAAAUAACCCCCCCCUCUCUCUCUCUCUAUAUAUAUAUAUAUAUAUAUAUGAAAGAGAAAGAGACUUAGGUGUCAAAAACCAUCGUUAAGUUUACAGGGGACAUUGACAAAUGUCAUCUCUAGGGGAGAAAGCAUUACAGGUCUCAGCUUUUUGCUGAAGUUCUGUUGAGAAAUGAAGUGAAAAGAGACAAUUUGUCUCUCUCACUAACUACUGCUGGAAAACUACAGAGGUGUAUUUGUAUAACUGCUGCUGCUUGAUUUUUUUAAUUUAAUAUUGCCAGUCUGCUUAAAUUAUCAUCCAUACUGACACUUGGGUUUUUCUUCUAGAUGAUGUACUAGUUGUAUUUUUUUACUAAUGGCCCCAGCCCCUUUUGUACUUUUUUUCAUAGUUGAAAAACAGCAAAGUGUUGAUGCUACAUUGAAUAGUUCUUUGUGACAAAGGCAGAAUAAAGAACUCCUUAAAUGUACUGAGCAUUGUCCAUGCAGAGAAUGUUUAGAGGUACACAAGUGUGUACUUUAAGCAAACAUCUAUUGGUGCUAUCGUGCACAGCUCUGUCCAUAUGUUCAGUAAAGCCUUAGUAAUUCCUUGUCUAAUGUCAGACAUGCAAUGCUUCUUUACUGUGUGCUCUAAUUAGGUGUGAAAUUAGUGAUAAAGAUGUUUAACAGAGAAAAAACCCCAUCUGAGUUCGGCUGUUUACUCCUUCAUACGACAUUUUUCUGCAACUAGAAUAUGACACAUUCUCAGACUUGUAGAGACAAGAAAAUGAUACUUGGUGCAGUAGGUACAGGUGCUAACGAGGGAGCAAAAACAAAACUGGUGUCUUCAGAUCUUCACUAGUAGUGCCUCUUUUUCAUGAGAUCAUUGUUACUUUUUUGAGUCAACAUUAUUAAAAUCUUUUAAGGGUUUUCCAUUGAGUGUGUGUUGACUUUAAGGUGAUGAAUGCAAAUUGAGUUGUUUUGCUGUGAUUUGCUCUUCAUUCCACUGCACUACACAUUAUUUGCUGUACAUGUGCUGGUAAUAGUCAGUUUUUCCUCUAUUCAUCCUCGUUCUACCAUUUGUUGCCAUCAGAGAGACCAGUAGAGAAGCUCCUCCAGCUCCUCUAAGGUUACACUUUCAGCAAACCUUCAUUUCUGCAGGCCAUCCUCAAACAGCAAACUCAAAACAGCUCCUUUCAGUGCAAAGUUGCAGCUCUAUCGUUUGCGCCACUGUCCCGGUGAAGAUUGAGGUGUGAGACAAAUAACUGGGCUCCUAACUCUGUGCCUGGCAGAGCCAGGAUGGCCUUUAGUGUAAACACACUGCUAACACCCAUAUCAGUGAUCAUCUUAUUUCUGCUCAUUGCCAUAGAUGAUUGUAGAAACAUGGAUUGAACUGUAGGUUAACAAUUUUGUGACACUCAGCUCACUGUUCACAGCAACAGUGUUUGUAGUUUCUGUUUCAAAAUUCCUUUCAGAUCAUACAGAGUGAAUAUUUUAUCCAAAAGAUUUCAAAUACACCUUCUCAUUAUGUCUCUGGUAUCCCCAGGAGUCUACAUAAUACUUGGGAAAUUAUGAAUUUUAUUAUUAGAGAAGGAGCUGUGUUUAAUUAGCUCAUGCCAGAGAUUUCACAAGUUGGGCUUGAUUGAGAACUUAGUCACAAUGAAAAGAAACAAAAACUUGACCCAAGUGUUAUGGAAGUCUAUUAAUGUCCUGUUUGUGAACAUGUGAAACCAGUGAAAACGCAUACAGUGGAUAAUCACUGAGACUUGAUGUUGUAAAAUGUGCCAUAAUGGUUAAUAAGCAAUAAUGAUUUUUGAGCUGUUAUACCAAUUAUUCGGAGGAAGUGCUUGUUGCAGAGCUUUAUAGACGUUUUAGUAACCCAGAUUGUUCAUGGUAAUCUGAAUUAUUGAAAUGAACAUUAAGUUACACCAUUUUUUGUGAUAAUGAGAUUUUUUUUAUUUAUCAGCACACGUACAGCACAGUUGUUUUGCAGUUAAAAACAAAGUAUUCUUUCUACAUCAUUUGUCACUAACACCGGUUUGUAACUAAAUAUUUUAUGUGGUCAAUAUUUAUCAGACAAUUAAAUAAAUGUAAAAGCAAGAUUCACUAAUGAAGAAUAUUGAAAAUGUUCUAUUCAGCAGUUGUCUCACCAGUUGUCAGUUUUUCAUUGUCAAAAACAGAAAAAAAAUCAUUUUGAAGAAAACAAGUUGUCUGCUGUUGUUGAAAGCCAUUGUGUUUGUAUCAGGAGAGAUCAACACUCACUUUUCUAUGAAUUCCCCUCUUAAGAGCCGAUCAGACUGACAGGAGAACGUGGACUGCAGCAGGGGCUAUACAAAGAGUGUACAGACAUGGGUGUAUAAAUCAAGAAUUUAAUUUCUGUAAUUAUAAAUAUGACAUUGUAUUGAUUCAACAUGUAGUUUGUGAAAUUUCUCUUUAUUUUGGACUUUUCUCUUUCAGCUGUGAAUUAUUCUGGAUUUAAAAGUUUUACUGCAGA
Messenger RNA from Maylandia zebra (zebra mbuna), 6402 nucleotides. RefSeq names its product mitogen-activated protein kinase 8 interacting protein 1b (gene mapk8ip1b). Gene Ontology annotation, biological process: regulation of JNK cascade; JNK cascade. Gene Ontology annotation, cellular component: cytoplasm. Gene Ontology annotation, molecular function: JUN kinase binding; MAP kinase scaffold activity. The record is from RefSeq and is a predicted model, not a curated record. NCBI's taxonomy places the organism in Eukaryota, Metazoa, Chordata, Actinopteri, Cichliformes, Cichlidae.